AUGGCUCCCUUUGUCAAACCCAGUGAAGCCGAGCUAGAACGGCGGAGAACCAUCCAAAUCAACGAUGAAACGGUAACCAACAUCAGCUCGACCGACUUCCCCGGCCACUACCCAGGCGAGGACAACAGCUGGUCCUUCGAAACCUUCAAGAACACCUUCCGCGUCGAGCACCACUACCUCACGCCCGCCGAGUCCUCCUUCUCCCUCAUCGGCGCCGACGCCGCCAUCGCCAACGCCCUCCGUCGCAUCCUCAUCUCCGAGAUCCCCACCCUCGCCAUCGAGACCGUCUACGUCUACAACAACACCUCCGUGAUCCAGGAUGAGGUCCUCUGCCACCGUCUCGGCCUGAUCCCCUUCACCGGCAGCAAGAAGGGCAUCCGCGAGUUCCUGCGCUGGCGCCGCAAGGCCGAAGACGGCACCCCGGGCCCCGUCUACGACUACAACACCGUCCAGCUCCGCCUCCAGGUCGAGUGCACCCGCAACCCGUCCGCCGCCCCGGACGAGCGGGAACCCACCAAGCUCUACCACCACGCCCACGUCUACGCCCGCGACAUCGAGUUCGUCCCCGCCGGCCGCCAGGCCGACCUCUUCCAGGCGCCCGAGGACAUCAUCCGGCCCGUGAACCCGGACAUCCUCGUCGCCAAGCUCCGCCCGGGCCAGGUCAUCGACCUGCAGAUGCACAUGCACAAGGGCGUCGGCGCCGACCACGCCAAGUUCUCCCCCGUCGCCACCGCCUCCUACCGCCUCCUCCCCACCAUCACCAUCACCCGCCCCAUCCUCGGCCGCGACGCCGACAAGUUCGCCCGCUGCUUCCCCCGCGGCGUCAUCGCCUUGGAGCGCGUUUCCGCCGCCGAGGCCAACACGCCCGGCAGCGGCUACGAGGGCCACGAGGGCGAGAAGAAGGCCGUCGUCGCCGACCCCAUGAAGGACACCGUCAGCCGCGAGUGCCUGCGCCAUCCCGAGUUCGAGGGCAAGGUCAAGCUCGGCCGUCGCCGCGACCACUUCAUCUUCUCCAUCGAGUCGACGGGCCAGUGGGACAGCGACGAGUUGCUGCUGGAGGCCAUCAAGACCAUGAAGAAGAAGUGUGAGCGGUUGGAGAAGCAGGUUAUCAACAUGGUGAGGUGA
Sodiomyces alkalinus F11 is the source of this 1125-nucleotide messenger RNA. RefSeq names its product DNA-directed RNA polymerases I and III subunit RPAC1. Gene Ontology annotation, molecular function: protein dimerization activity. The record is from RefSeq and is a predicted model, not a curated record. Bases 1 to 1125 code for a protein of 374 amino acids. Gene Ontology annotation, biological process: DNA-templated transcription. The transcript has 2 exons. Gene Ontology annotation, cellular component: RNA polymerase III complex; RNA polymerase I complex. Lineage: Eukaryota; Fungi; Ascomycota; Sordariomycetes; Glomerellales; Plectosphaerellaceae.